GCGCCUUUCCUGUAUGACGCCCAUCGCGAGGAUUCGAGGUUCCCGACAACCACCUUCGACCCGAAAGCCAUUACUCGCGCCAGCUGGGAGCCCAAGCCGAAGAAAAAGCCCACUCCAAAGGGGCCUAUGGUGUCAUUUGAUCUUCACCCUGACUACCAUGUAAUUCUACCACACCGAAGAGACAAUUAUACCCCCCUGGACCGCCGCGCCAAGGUUUACAUCACAUGGCUGCGUCGAAUCCAACUCGCGCUGCGAGUGCUGCAGCUAAUCGCCGGCAUUGGCGUGUUGGUUCUCUUUUCAUUGUUCACAGGCGUUGACAACACCACCUCUUGGGCAAUGAGAAUUCUACAAGCCGUAACAAUCGCUCACGCUGCCUACGCUAUAUGGCACCUUUCACGAGACGCAGGGGGCAGGACACCAGCAUCCUCGGCCGCGUACCAGUUUUCUGCUAUAUUUGCGGACACGGGAUCCGUGGUUGGAUAUACUCUAGGAGCGCUUACCGUGCACAAGAAUGCCGCCACCUGGGGGAUCGUUCUCAGCAACAAGGAUAUUCUACCCGUUUUCACUCUCGCGGUAUUCUAUGCGGCGAUUGGUGCUGGUAGCACACACGUACUCACGCUCUUUUCUUGCGCUUGGUUGGGAUGGAUGUUCCGCAAGAUUACCUUGUUGCCGCCGGAUAUGAACCCGCUCGAAGACAAUUUGACGGCCCGGCCUCUGCACAAGCGAAACAAGUCGUCUUUAUCCACUGUAAGCACCGCUUACGAAACCGACAAGCCGUGGCUGGAAAGCCGGCGCAAUUCGGCGAGCGUCUAUGACGGUAUCCCAGAGCGUGUCUCUGUUUCGUUCAUGCACACGAGGACGGAAUCUCGCGACUCUGGGAUAAGUAUGGGAUCUCGAGCCGCUGCUUCGCCUGAGCGCAAGAAGGCCCCGCUUAGAUAUCUGCCGCGCGCCUCAUAUCCAAGUUCAUAUACUUCAGUCCCCUCUGGCGAACCAGAGCCAAUGUCACCGCGGGUCAGCGACACACUUAGGAAUGUCGCUGCCGAGGCCAGGAGGCCAGCGUCUGGAUCAUCGCGAACAAAUCAGCCCCAACAAGGCGCGACUAAUGCGGCGCGUUCCCACCGCUCUGCAGGCUCCAAGUCGUAUGCUGCGCUCUCUCAGCCCUACAGCAUGGGCGGAAUUUCGUCCGAUUCGGAUUCUGAGCAGGAGGAUACCUUGGGCGACAUCCUUCGGAAAAAAGGUCGGCUGGGCGUCACACACCCCAAGCCUCUAACGUCGAAUCCAAUUCUGCCGAGGCCGCUGAAUACUCGUCGCGGCCAGAUUGACGAUGCAGCUCAAUACGACACCGUCUCCGAUGAGUAUGAGGAGCCCCCCAGUUGGGCAAGUCAAGAUAAUGCCAAUGACCGGCUGCAGCCGAAUGUGCAAUCCCAGCGUUAUCGAGACAGCUCCAUCCAGCUGGAUAGCCACUUUGACACGAGGCUGCCAGGAGGAGAUGAGGCCUCGGCAGGCCCAGCCGCACUCGGUGGCGGCCGCAAAGUUUCGUCCGGAAACGACUACUGGCUGAAGAGCUCAGCUGCUCAUGAGCGACGACGAGUGAGCGGGAAGAUGGCCGAAGAGGGCAGGGCA
Messenger RNA from Trichoderma atroviride IMI 206040, 1623 nucleotides. RefSeq lists its product as uncharacterized. The record is from RefSeq and is a predicted model, not a curated record. Lineage: Eukaryota; Fungi; Ascomycota; Sordariomycetes; Hypocreales; Hypocreaceae.